Messenger RNA from Phycomyces blakesleeanus NRRL 1555(-), 726 nucleotides. RefSeq lists its product as hypothetical. Gene Ontology annotation, molecular function: RNA endonuclease activity. The coding region runs from base 107 to 367 and encodes 86 amino acids. The transcript has 3 exons. Lineage: Eukaryota; Fungi; Mucoromycota; Mucoromycetes; Mucorales; Phycomycetaceae. The record is from RefSeq and is a predicted model, not a curated record.
CUUUCAAAUUCCUCCCUUUCCCCUUUAAUAUAUAUAUUAUAUUAUAUUAUAUUAUAUUAUAUAUAUAUAUAUAUACAUACAUAUAUCUACAAUUUAAUACAUAACGAUGAAGACAUUUGUUGGACCUGGACUGUCUGUCUGCUGUAGUCUCUUGUCAGUCUGUGGUAUUAUCUUUCUCGUUGUUCUCGGGUUUGCUUUUGAUGCCGAAGUAGAGGUUUUGACAGAGUUUACCAGUGACCCUGAUGACCCCAAGGCCACUGCUCAUGCUUGUUUCACUGCUGCCAUAGUCUAUGCUUGUUUCCUUGCAUUUUGCAGCUGUCAGACUCUCGUUCACAAGUACAAUGCUCGCAACCAAAUCCAGCUUUAAACUACACAAAUCAAACCAACCAACAACAAAAAGAAACAAAUACACUCCUCUUCUUUUCUUUUCUAUUUUUUUCUAGUGAAAUAUAGUGGAAGGAGAAGAGAGGAAGAAAAAAAAAGGGGGAAAAAGAAGUGUAGAGAGAGAGAGAGAAAACGAGGAAGAUGGGGGAAAAAGGUUUGGUUUGCUUGUCAUUUUGUACAAAAUGAAUAUUUGAAAUAAAUCAAUGUAAAUCAAAUCAAAUCAAAUCAAAUCAAUGCAAAUCAAAUCAAUGCAAAUCAAAAUGAAUUAAAAUAAAAAGCCUUGGGAGAAGAAACGAUCUUAAAAACGGUUGAUUUCUUUUUGACCCACUGUUUGUCUCCAUC